Molecule: messenger RNA, 660 nt
Organism: Parnassius mnemosyne (clouded apollo)
Lineage: Eukaryota; Metazoa; Arthropoda; Insecta; Lepidoptera; Papilionidae
Source: the annotation of a GenBank genome assembly
AUGGAGCACGCUCAGAUCCAGAACUCUGACGGUGCUCAGGUGAUGACCAUCAACGGUCAGCAGAUGCAGGUGUUACAAAUGAGUAACGGCCCCCACAUGAUACAAGGCCCCAACGGACAGCAAAUUGUCGUUCACACUAUUCCAUCUACUGCUCAAGCUAUUCAGGUAGCGACACCUAACGGCCAACAAUUGCAACAGUUACAAGUGUUACCAAUAUCUAGUAUACAAGGUGCAAGCGGCAGUGUACAGCCCAUGCAGCUGGUGCAGACGGCGGACGGGCAGACGUUCCUGUACCAGGCCGGCGCCGCGCAGCAGCCCGCCGUCGACCAUCACCUCAUGCACCAGCCCACGGUGAUUAACUUAAAUGGCAACCUGGUGCAAUUGGCUGGGGUUAGCGGUGCGGUGCAGCCGCAGCAAGUUGUCAACCAACCCAACAUAGUCAUGAUGGUGAAUGGGUCUGGCGGGGGUGCGGGCGGCAGCGCGGGUGCGGGCGGGGGUGCGGGGUCGGAGGGCGCGGGCGGCGCGUCGGACGAGGAGCCGCUGCUGUACGUGAACGCGCGCCAGUACAAGCGCAUCCUCAAGCGACGAGCAGCGCGCGCGCGCCUGCACGAGCUCGGCAAGAUACCCAAGGAACGACCGGUGAGCACUCGCACUGCAUGA